AUGGCAAAUUCUGUAGACAUUUUUAUCAGCGAGACUUUUUUCUUUUCAUUUCAUUUCUCUUAUUCAUUUCUUUCUUUCUUUUCUUUUCUUUUUUUCUUUCUUUAUGUCUUUCUUUCUUUCUUUCUGCUAGAUAUUUUUUCUUUUGAUUUCAUUUCUCUUAUUCAUUUCUUUUUUUCUUUCUUUUCUUUUCUUUUUUCUUUUCUUUUCGUCUUUCUUUCUUUCUUUCUUUCUUUCUUUCUAUUGCCACAAAUUCUUUUUCCCUUUAUAUGCUUACUUUCAGCUUUCAACCCGGUCCAAAAUCUUUCAUUUACGUUUCGAUUUUGGUUGCUUUCUUUCUUUCUUUCUUUCUUUCUUUCUUUCUUUCUUUCUUUCUUUCUAUCCGAAAGUCCUCACUUUUUUUUUUUAUCUUUCUCUUUCAAUUUGCUUUUUGUAUUUUGUUUGUUUGUUUCUUUCUUUCUUUCUUUUGUCCUUUCUUCCUUCCUUUCUUUCUCGUCCUAUGGUUUCUUUCUUUCUUUCUUUCUUUCUUUCUUUCUUUCUUUUAUUCUUUCCAGAAGUCCACCUUUUCUUUCACGUUUUUUUUUGCUUUCAAACUACUUUUUUGAUUUUAGAAAGAACUUUUUUAUUUCAUUUCUCUUAUUAAUUUCUUUUCAUUUCUUUUCUUUUUCUUUCUUUUUUUUUUUCUUUCUUUGUAUUGCGAUAAAUUUUUUUUCUUUAUAUGUUAUCAAAGAAGGUUUCUUUCAAUUUUUUGAUCUUUCUUUCAUUUAUUUUUUUUUUCAGCUUUUCUUUCUUUUUCUUUCUUUUUUCUUUCUUUGUUUCUUUGUUUGUUUCUUUCUUUCUAUAUGCCUAUUCACUCAUUUCAUCUUAAUCGCAUUUUCUUUAUUUUUUUUUUUUUUUUUUUUUUCUUUUUCUUUCUUUCUUUUUUUUUUGUUUUUUUUUUUUAUUAAUAUUUCCUCAUUUCAUCUUAAUCGCCUUCCUUCCUUUCUUUCUUUUUCUUUCCUUCUAUCCAAAUGUCCUCCCUUUCUUUCUCUUUCUCUUUCAAUUUGCUUUUUGUAUUUUGUUUGUUUUUUUUUUAUUUUUUUCUUUCUUUCUGUAUUUCAUUUGUUCUUUUUUCUUUCUCUUUUUCCCUUUCUUCCUUCCUUUCUUUCUUUCUUUCUCGUCUUUUGGUUUCUUUCUUUCUUUCUUUUUUUCGUUUCUUUCUUUCUUUCUUUCUAUCCGAAAGUCCUCACUUUUUUUUAUCUUUCUCUUUCAAUUUGCUUUUUGUAUUUUGUUUCUUUCUUUCUUUCUUUCUUUCUUUCUUUCUUUCUUUCUUUUGUCCUUUCUUCCUUCCUUUCUUUCUCGUCCUAUGGUUUCUUUCUUUCUUUCUUUCUUUCUUUCUUUCUUUCUUUCUUUCUUUCUUUUUUAAUUAAAAUUUCCAGAACUUCUUUCUUUCUUUCUUUCUUUCUUUCUUUCUUUCUUUCUUUCUUUCUUUCUUUCCAUAUGCCUAUUCACUCAUUUCAUCUUAAUCGCCUUUCUUUAUUUUUUCUUUCUUUUUUUGUUUGUUUGUUUGUUUGUUUGUUUGUUUCUUUCUUUCUUUCUUUCUUUCUUUCUUUCCAAAUGUCCCUGUUUCUUUUCUUUUCUUUUCUUCACACUUUUUUUUGUAUUUUGUUUGUUUGUUUUUUUUUUCUUUAUUUUUUUCUUUCUUUCUGUAUUUCAUUUGUUCUUUUUCCUUUCUUUUUUUCCCUUUCUUUCUUUCUUUCUUUCUCUCUUUCUUUCUUUCUCGUCUUUUGGUUUCUUUCUUUCUUUUAUUUGAGACAUUUUCAUCAGUGUCUUUUGCUUUCUUUUUCUUUUUCUGUCUUUCUUCUUUCAUUCAAUAUUAUAUUUUUCUUUAAUUUCAUUGCUCCUUUUCUUUCUUUUUUUCUCUCUAAUUUAUUUCAUUCCUCGUUUUCUUUCAAUAAACAACAUAAACUUCGACUCCAAAGAACAUUUAUCGAUACUUUUGGUUUCCUUCUCUUUCCAGUGACCAAAAUGUGUUCUUUUUUUUUUCGCAAAUUCUUCUCUCUCUCUCUCUCUCUCUCUCUCUCUCUCUAA
Messenger RNA from Acanthosepion pharaonis, 2067 nucleotides. NCBI's taxonomy places the organism in Eukaryota, Metazoa, Mollusca, Cephalopoda, Sepiida, Sepiidae. The record is from the annotation of a GenBank genome assembly.